AUGAAGAGGGAUGUAGCAGACUGGGUUGCGAAGUGCAACACUUGUGCCUUGGUGAAGGCAGAGCAUCAGGUUCCGGGUGGUCUUUUGCAGAGUUUACCCAUUCCAGAGUGGAAGUGGGACAGGAUUACGAUGGAUUUCGUGGUUGGACUACCUGUUUCGAGGACUUUCGAUGCUAUCUGGGUGAUUGUGGAUCGGUUGACUAAGUCCGCACAUUUCUUGGCCAUCAAGAAGACAGAUGGAGCUGCUGUCUUGGCUAGGAAGUUUGUGCGAGAGAUUGUGAGGCUGCAUGGAGUGCCAGCUAGUAUUGUGUCAGACCGUGAUCCCAGAUUCACUUCAGAGUUUUGGAGGGCGUUUCAGGCAGAGAUGGGCACUAAGGUGCAUCUGAGUACAGCUUAUCAUCCGCAGACAGAUGGUCAGUCAGAGAGGACUAUUCAGACUUUGGAGGAUUUGCUGAGGAUGUGUGUGUUGGAUUGGGGUGGCCAUUGGGCAGAUCACCUGAGCUUAGUUGAGUUUGCAUACAACAACAGCUUUCAGGCGAGUAUUGGCAUGGCUCCAUUUGAGGCUUUGUAUGGGAGGCCAUGUAGGACACCCCUAUGCUGGACCCAAGUGGGGGAGCGCAGCAUGUAUGGAGCUACUUAUGUUCAGGAGACGACAGAGAAGGUUCGUGUUGUGAGGCUGAACAUGAAGGAGGCUCAGGAUAGGCAGAAGAGUUAUGCAGAUAGACGCAGACGAGAGCUUGAGUUUCAGGUGGGAGAUAGAGUUUAUCUCAAGAUGGCUAUGUUGAGGGGUCCUAACAGAUCCAUAGCAGAGAACAAGCUGAGUCCGCGUUUUAUGGGUCCGUUUCCAGUAGUGGAGCGAGUUGGGCCAUUGGCUUACAGGCUGGAGUUGCCUGAGAUUAUGAAAGCCUUUCACAAGGUUUUUCAUGUGUCGAUGCUGAGGAAGUGUCUUCACCCUACAGAGGAGUUAGUGGCUAGGAUUCCAGAGGAUCUUCAGCCAGAUUUGACAGUGCCGGCAGUGCCUGUGAGGAUUUUAGAGAGGAGGGAAAAGGUUCUGAGGAACAAGAGGAUUCCCUUACUGAGGAUUUUGUGGGAUUGCAGUGGUUCUACAGAGGAGACUUGGGAGCCAGAGGCAAAGAUGAAGUUGAAGUUCAGGAAGUGGUUCGACAAGCAGGUCGAGGAGUGA
Microthlaspi erraticum is the source of this 1182-nucleotide messenger RNA. The record is from the annotation of a GenBank genome assembly. NCBI's taxonomy places the organism in Eukaryota, Viridiplantae, Streptophyta, Magnoliopsida, Brassicales, Brassicaceae.